Pestalotiopsis fici W106-1 is the source of this 2640-nucleotide messenger RNA. RefSeq lists its product as uncharacterized. NCBI's taxonomy places the organism in Eukaryota, Fungi, Ascomycota, Sordariomycetes, Amphisphaeriales, Sporocadaceae. The record is from RefSeq and is a predicted model, not a curated record. The transcript has 3 exons. Bases 1 to 2640 code for a protein of 879 amino acids.
AUGGCGAGUGAAGAGAUGGAGAUCAGCACGGAUCUAGGCUUCCACACCCUUACCGAAGACAUUGAUAUCGAUGUCGAGUUUGCCGCACAACAAGAUGAGGAUCUUGAGCUUGGCGAUUUCAAUCACACCGAGGAUUUCCAGCAUUUCAACUCGGAUAAUCGGGAUGAGCUGAUGGCAGAAAAUGACGAUGCUUCCUAUGGCAUGAUUGAUGUCGACGAUAUGAGUUAUAACGAAACCGCGGCAGCCGCAAAUGACUAUGAGAUACCUAUCGGCGAUGCUGAUGUAUACUCCUGGCAAGAAGCCGACGUCAGUGGCAUUCAGGAGGACGAAAUAUUUGCCGAGGAGAUUCGCGACAACGAUGCUCUCGAAUUUCAGACGGGUGUCGAAACUAUCGCCACUGUUGUCGACAACGAUGGAAUUUCGACCCAGGCUCAACUUUCGACAUCCGAGACUGCACCCCAUGACGCGAUAUCUGGCGUAGAGCACUAUGAGGUCACCGAGGCAGUAGCCAAUGACGAGGCUGCAGCUGCAAUGGAUGCCGAUGCAGAUGGCAUUGCAGAGCAAGACUUUGAAGACACCGACGAGAGCACUGCGCCAGAGCAUACUGCUGAGGAGCCUGCUACUGGUCCUACCGUCGAGGUACUUGAAUCGAGAGCACAGUCUCCUCCAGUGAUUGAAUCGAAUGGCGAGUCUGGGGAUAAGCAAUCCGUCGGCAUUGAUAACAACACCGAGAUACUGCAAACAGAGGCAGCGCCAGAGCCACAAGCAGCAGAGGAUGAGCAGCAUCAUGAUAAUUCUGAGGAUGCUGAAGAGGAAAUUGGUUAUGGCCAUGACGAAGCAGACAGAAAUAUCCCGGAGGAGGGCCUAGAAGCCACCACGAAUCUUGAUCGUGUGUCGAGUGAACCCAAGGACACCCAGGUAUCCAGACCAGCGGAUGCCUACGAUGAAGCUCCUGGGGAUGAUGAUGACUAUCACACUGAUGAGAACCAGCUCGAAGACAAGUCGUAUGAUGACGCUGAAAAUCUGGAUGAUCAGGAAUCCAAGCUCGCGGGCACACACACUCCCUCGCCGCAGAACCCAGCUGACUCUCCAGUACCCCAUAAUGACGAGGAUGGAGUCGAAGCUGCCUCUGAGGGCAUAUCGCAAGAUAUGAAGGAGGUUGCUAGUCGCCAUACCAUGGUCGUGCGCUAUGGUGAGACUGAUUACCGGCUUUUUGCCAAUGAAACCGAUGAUGAUCCAAGUGAAUACUUCUUCAAGGACUUGUCAGCCUUAGAGUUGUCGCUAGGCGACUUCCUUUCAGAAAUCCGCAAUGUUAUCUCUGAAGAGGUUUCCCCUCUUGAUGAGCUCGUCUUGCAUGUUGACGGCCUUGGGCUCGAAUUUGGCGAGACCAUGGCCAGUCAAAUACUUGACGCACACACUUUUGGAAACAUCGUAUCGCUCUACGAUUCACUUGUGCAAAAUGAUGCCACCGAAGAAACGUUGGAUGCUCCUGAACUCUACAUGUAUCUUAUGGUAAGACCAAAUUGCUUGCAACGUCUCAUAGCACUGCAAUUCCAAGCAGCUUCUGGUAGGAGCUUGACCGAUGUGGCGGUGUAUCGGGAGGCGUCUCCUGAGCAAGAGCAAGAUGACACCCCCGAACAUUCCGAAAACCAUGCCACGACUCCUGAGUACGCCGAAGAAGAGCUCUACGACCACGACGAGCAGUCUGAAGAUGAUUCCUUUGCCCAGGACCAUGCAGGCACGCUAGAGACCGAACAGGAGACGGAGCAGGAGACGUAUAUAGCCGAGUCCGAAGAGACUCAGGCAUCGGCACAACAAGAGGAGGACCUAGAGGAGCCCAAAGAGGGCUCAGCAGACAAUGACGCCGAUGACGUGGUUGACUAUGACAACCUUGAUUUGUCACCGUCUCAACAGGGUAAUUCCCCCUUUUACUCGAGCCCGUCCAUUCCCAUGUAUUGCAUCGGCACUCUCGAUUGCCAAUGCGACACAUGUUGGCUCCAGCGAGUCGAGGACAUUUUUACCUUUUCCAGCACCAAUCGCCACGGGCAAACCAACUGUUUUAUACGGGUUGGUGGCACCCACAGCGCGAGCGCUGGAUUGCAAGAUGCAUUCAGUGGAGGCAACCACUCCGAAACCACAAUACAGUCUAUGCAAGUAAUGUCCGAGGCUAACAGUUGUCGCUAUCAAGAUGUUCCAAACAAUUCUACUAAUGAACCCAGUCUUGCCCCAGUGGAGGCAAGCUUGAACGCGCCAGAAGUUCUGACAGAAGUUGGCGAUGUUACUGAUGCCGCCACGGUCGAUCAAAACCGAGCACCCCCUUCGGAAAGCACUAGUGCUACUGCCACUCUCGACGGAAAUCUGAAUGAUGAAAUAGACUACGAUGAGAACGACUUGGAUGAUGGCAGAGGCGACGCCAACAACACGGAAUUGCCGUUACCACUCUCCCCGGCAAAGUUAAUGGUCCCCUUGGACGAGGAGAUCACGUGGGAAUCCGAAAAUGAAGACGCGCGAACCGAGCUGCCAGCUACUUCCAAUCCGUCUGAACAAGUGUCCACGACGCCUGGAAAGCGAACGCGUUCCGGAUCCGAUGCGGCCGCCAUCACAGAUGGUCGGAAAGAUGUCAAGCGUCAGCGAUCUUGA